CUUGUAGCUGAUAAGCAUCGAUCGACAAGUACUCCCGUCAUUGUGCAAGCAUAUCCUCCUCGUAUGCUUUAAAAGACCCAAGCCGCUCCACAGAUAUAACAUUGGGUUCCUUCCUACUUGCUCUCGCAAGUUCAUCCGGCUUGUCUUGCUUUAAUCUUGCUCCAGAGCUCCGAAUCCUUUCAUUCUUUCAAGGAAAGAUGGUGGAUGUUGAUGUUGAUCAGGCCAUCCUGGAUGGGUUCCAGGAGGGCAUUUCGCUGGGCCUCGGGAUGAUCCCGGUUGUGGGCUCCUUCGUGCAAGCCAUAUUCGGGCAUGUGUGGAGCAUUGCGUUCGCGGGGCGCACCGCGGAGCAGAACAAGGCCGCUAUGGAUUCGCUGUUCGAGGCGGUGGGGAAGAUGAUCGAGCAAGCUCUGGCUGAAAACAUCGCGGAUCAAGCAAGAGCUGCCAAUGCCACCAUCUCCCAGCUGGGCCAGGACUACUACGUCUCGGUCGAGGCCUUCAAGGACGAUAACUCGGUCGGCACCCAGAAGAUCGUGGUGCGAUUCGAGAACUGCAAGGCCCAGCUCCUCCAGAUGCUCAAUCUCUUCUCCCAGCCCAGCUACAUGAAGCACACACUCCUCUCUUACGGAUCCGCGCUCGCAUUGUACUCAACGCUGCUCCGCGAGAUGAUCCAAAGCGCCAAAGAUUGCGGCUACUCAGCCUCGGAGGUGGCCGACUUCCAGAGAGACAUCAAUGACCGGAUCAAAUCCGCGCUCAACCAAGUCAUGUUCGAUGCUCUCUCCAAGCUAGUGAAAGAAGGGGGGGAAUUCAAGUACCCCAGCAUGGCCAGCGUCGCCAUGAGCCUCUUCCAGAUCUCUGCCGGCGUGAUGAACUUCCACACCGAAUGGCACAACGGCGCGGCUUGCCUGAUCGCGAAGCCCCACGAGUACUACGAUGAUUGCGACCUUGUGGAUACCAAGGCGCACUACCAGCUCAACUUCCGCCCCAAGGUCGGUGUAGAGAAGAACUUCUAUGCGAUGCCCCAGGUGUUCGUCAGUGGUCGUCCGGCAAUCCAUAUCUACACGAAGCCCGAGCAGGAGAUCCAAGUAGCGCGCUUCGUGUUCGAGGAGGACAACGUGGAUAUGAAAUUCAGGGCGUACUACAUGGUUGAUGGUGACGACUAUGACUCUUGGGAAGUGUUGGUGAACCUCAGCAGCCAUUCCAAUCCUCAGGAGCUUCAAUUCACCCUUAGCAAGCGUCAAUCCGCCAUUGUGUCUUUCCCGUGGGUGAAGAUGUACUACUCCAACACAGAGGGAGGUGCUUGGAGCACCCAUUAUGACAAGUUCAGCACCAAUAUGAGGGUCUACUAUGAUGAGUACAAUUCGUUCAAGCCAGAAAACAGCAGGUCAUACACCAUCACCACAAAGGCUGCUGGGUCUGCAACUAAAAAUUACUACUUGAUCGCAUUUGAAGUUGUUCCUACCAAUGCUCCAAAGUUGCCAUGGCUGUGAUUUAUGAAGUCUUAAGUUGGAUAUUUGGAAAUACUAUAUUGUUAUACGAAGACAUGGCCGAAAACAUGGACGACGUAGCACAAUAAUAACAAUCAUCACAGUGUUUCUAAAUCCUGAACGUUGUUAAACUAUAUGAAUAAAUAUUUUCUUCUUUCAAA
Messenger RNA from Selaginella moellendorffii, 1645 nucleotides. RefSeq lists its product as uncharacterized. Lineage: Eukaryota; Viridiplantae; Streptophyta; Lycopodiopsida; Selaginellales; Selaginellaceae. The record is from RefSeq and is a predicted model, not a curated record. The transcript has 2 exons. Gene Ontology annotation, biological process: symbiont-mediated killing of host cell. Gene Ontology annotation, molecular function: toxin activity. Bases 198 to 1487 code for a protein of 429 amino acids.